Molecule: messenger RNA, 1188 nt
Organism: Limulus polyphemus (Atlantic horseshoe crab)
Lineage: Eukaryota; Metazoa; Arthropoda; Merostomata; Xiphosura; Limulidae
Exons: 8
Coding region: 184-1026 (280 amino acids)
Biological process (GO): positive regulation of epidermal growth factor receptor signaling pathway; signal transduction; positive regulation of fibroblast growth factor receptor signaling pathway
Source: RefSeq, a predicted model, not a curated record
GUAAGAAAGGUGAUGUUUGUGUAUGGGAACCAGAGCGUUUUACUAAGGUCUGCUUGAAACAUCAUUCGCAUGGUGUUCUAUUUUCACGUGGUUUUUUAACUAGUCAUUGAUCAAUAACACGGUUGUCAAGAAACGAACAGAAUAAUCAUUUUUUAGAAGCUGUUUGGUUUUCCACAUGCGAGGAUGCUAAAGCACGUGCAUUUCUCGAGCUCUAGUUUGGUGCCUUAUCGUUGUAAGACGCCAACAAGGGACAAUGUUAGCCUUAGUUCAGCAUUAAGUUUUGGCAGCAGCGUGGGUCCUGAGCUGAUGUCUUCUUGGUCAUCAAGCACUUCAAGCCUUCAGGAAAUGAGCUCUCCAACAGAACCACCCAAGGUGAUGCUUAAGAUUUACACCCGUGUUUUAUGUGCCGACAUGGAAUACAAAACCCUGUGUAUCACCCGUGACACUACGAGUAAAGAAGUAGUCCGAGUACUACUAAAUAAAUUUCGGAUGAAACAUCGAGAUCCAAACUUAUUUUAUCUAACGAUGGAAGUUUGGAUGCGGAAAACAGGUAUUCCCAUCAGAAGUUUGAUGGUUCUUGAUGACGAAUCUCGACCUGCAGAGCUCCAGGCUUGCCAUCCAAUCGGAGAAACUAAACAACGCAUCUCGUUACGUCCGUUAUGUCGGUUCAUCUUGCAGAUGAGAAGAGGAGGUCUGGUUAAAAUAUACGAUGGUUGUUUGAUGGCAGAGUCCCUUUACAAAAGUCUUUUGGUGUCGGACAGGACAACUGUCGAAGAACUAAUACAGCUUAUUCUACAUUGUUAUAAUUCCAAGGAAAGGCCUAACUUGUUCUCCCUCUACGAAGUAUGUACCAGCAAACACUACGAAAGGAAACUCCAUCCAAAUGAUUAUCCAAUUUUUAUCCAAAACGCUUGGCCUGAUCCGAAACACUUUGCUUUUCAUCUGAGAAAAGAUAUGAUAGGAUAUCAGAAACGAAAAGAGAGCUUGGAAUCACAGUCAUCUCUUUGUUUUAGGCUAUAUGUUUGACGAUCAUUAUCAUUUCCACGAUAUCCAGAGUUAGAUUUUAUGGAACAAAAGCACAGAUGGUUCUGGCAAUGUCCACCUUUAGACUCAGUGCUGGAGGCAAGGUGAUUCCUUUGGCGAUUCGAUGUUCAACUUUGAAGCCAUCGUUAGACAGCUAUGAGAGCU